This is a messenger RNA of Lizanozyma spartinae, 3915 nucleotides long. It is a transcript of the gene HYU1, whose product is annotated as 5-oxoprolinase. Gene Ontology annotation, molecular function: 5-oxoprolinase (ATP-hydrolyzing) activity. NCBI's taxonomy places the organism in Eukaryota, Fungi, Ascomycota, Pichiomycetes, Serinales, Debaryomycetaceae. Gene Ontology annotation, biological process: glutathione metabolic process. Gene Ontology annotation, cellular component: cytosol. The transcript has a single exon. The record is from RefSeq and is a predicted model, not a curated record. The coding region runs from base 1 to 3915 and encodes 1304 amino acids.
AUGAGUAGAGGCAUUCUGAUUGCAAUUGAUAGAGGAGGAACCUUCUGUGAUGUCAUAGCUGAGAUCCCUGGACAGGAAGAUUACAUCUUCAAGCUUUUAUCUGUUGAUCCACUCAACUAUAAGGAUGCUCCAAGAGAAGGAAUUCGGAGGGUCCUUGAACGAGCACAUGGCAGGUCAAUUCCCAAGGAGGAGAAAUUGAAAUUAGAUUCAAUUGAAAGUAUUCGUAUGGGUACGACUGUUGCCACCAAUGCGCUUUUGGAACGGAAGGGUUCACCAGUACUUUUGGUUACCACCAAGGGGUUUGGUGACGUUUUAAAAAUUGGUAAUCAAACCAGACCUCAUAUUUUUGAUCUUACUGCCCGGAAAUUGGGACAUCUUUAUGAGCAAGUUCUUGAAGUUGACGAGCGGAUCACCCUUGAAGGGUUCUCGGAAGGAGGUGGUAGUAAGUUAGAACUUUGCAAAGAGAACGAGGAUGACAAUGUGGUUAAAGCUCAAUCUGGAGAUGUAAUUAGAAUAAUUAGGAAGCCAGAUUUGAAUGAUGUGAAGGCGAAGCUUCAACAGAUUUGGGAUCAAGACAAAAUCAAAACAAUUGCCUUAUCCUUUUUGCAUUCGUAUAUUUAUCCUGAUCAUGAACUACAAGUAGCUAAAGUGGCACGGGAAAUUGGGUUCCAGGUGUCUGUAUCUUCAGAGUUACAACCUAUGAUUGGAAUGGUCAGUAGAACAUCUUCCACUGUGGCUGAUGCUUAUCUUUCUCCCAUCAUCAACGAAUACAUUAGGUCAUUCAGUUCUGGGUUUGAAGGAGGAAUCGAAGCCUUUGGUAAUAAGCUUCUUUUCAUGCAAUCGAAUGGUGGGUUAUGUCCCUGGUACAAGUUCACGGGGUUAAAGGCAAUCUUAUCAGGACCAGCUGGUGGUAUGGUUGGUUAUGGUGAGACUUGUUAUGACUUGGUAUCUCAAAAGGCUACCAUUGGAUUUGAUGCUGGUGGUACUUCAACAGAUGUUUCAAGAUAUGCUGGGACUCUUGAUCAUAUCUUUGAGACUGUUGUUAGCGAAGUCAGUUUACAAACUCCGCAAUUGGACAUAUCCACUGUUGCCGCUGGUGGUGGGUCUAUUCUUUUCUGGAGGAAUGGGUUAUUUGUAGUUGGACCUGAUUCUGCUGGAUCUGAUCCUGGUCCUGCUUGUUAUCGUAAGGGUGGUCCACUUACAGUUACUGAUGCCAACCUUUUCCUUGGAAGACUUUGCCCUGAAGAGUUUCCUAAUAUCUUUGGACCUAAUCAUGAUCAACCUCUUGAUAUUGACACCACUAAGCGUAAGUUUCAAGAAUUAACAGAUCAGAUUAACAAAGACCAGAAAAAUACUACCAUCGAAUUGACUCCUGAAGAAGUAGCAAUGGGGUAUCUUAAAGUAGCUGUUGAAUCGAUGGCUAGACCAAUUAGAAACUUGACUGAGGCUAAAGGAUUAAGUACUGGUGAUAAUAAUUUGGCUUGUUUUGGAGGUUCAGGCUCUCAAUUUGCAGUAUCAUUAGCAUCUAAUUUGGGUAUUAAUCAUGUUUCUAUUCAUAAAUAUGCUUCUGUGCUCUCUGCUUAUGGUAUACUAUUGGCUGACAUUGUCAUAGAAAAGCAAGCUCCAACAUCGUUAGUGUAUGCUAAAGAAAGUUUGGAAACAAUUGAAGAUAGAGUUAAUCGACUUACUGAAGAAGCAUUUGAAGAAUACAAGAGUCAGAACCUUACGCAGUUUACUACUCGUGUUGAGGCUUUCUUGAAUAUGAGAUAUGUGGGAUCAGAUACCCAUUUGUUGAUUCCCUAUACGUUGGGAGUUGAAAAGUUGGAUAAAAAGUUCAUUCAACGACAUCAAAAUGAGUUUGGGUUUGUUCUUGAUAGAUCAGUGUUAGUUGAUGAUAUUCAGGUCUUACUUGUUGUUCAAAACAGUGAGGAUACCAAGGAAAAUCCAUUUGAGGAGUUUAGAUCAUUGCAAGUAACAACAAGUGAAAUUGUUGAUCCAUUAUAUGUUAAGAAGAUUUACUUUGAAGGUAAGGACUGGAUGGAUGCCCGGGUUUAUGAUUUAGAUAAAUUAAACGAAGGAAAUGUGAUCCCAGGUCCUGCUAUUAUUAUCAAUUCAACUUUAACUAUACUAGUGGAACCUCACUCUAACGCUAACAUAUUGAAAAAUCAUGUUCUAAUUGAGGUAGAGAAUGAAAAGAAGCCAGAUUUGUCUGACAAGGUUGUCGAUCCUAUUCAAUUGUCGGUGUUUGGUCAUAGAUUUAUGUCUAUUGCAGAACAAAUGGGUAGAACAUUACAACAAACGGCUAUAUCCACAAACAUAAAAGAGAGAUUAGAUUUCUCUUGUGCUUUGUUUGAUGGGAAUGGAGAUUUAGUAGCCAAUGCUCCUCAUGUUCCUAUUCAUUUGGGUGCUAUGUCCUUUGCAGUUAAAGCUCAAAAGGAGAUGUGGGAAGGGAAGUUAGAACAGGGGGAUGUUUUGGUUACAAAUCAUCCAAGUGCUGGAGGUUCUCAUUUACCGGAUAUCACUGUCAUUACUCCUGUAUUGGAUGAGAAGAAUAUCCCUAUAUUCUGGGUGGCAUCUAGAGGACAUCAUGCCGACAUUGGCUCUAUUGCUGCUGGGUCUAUGCCACCAAACUCCAAAACCAUUUAUGAUGAAGGUGCUGCUAUAGUCACUUUCAAAUUAUGUUCCAAUGGAGGGGUCUUUGACGAAGCUGGAAUCACCAGAUUGCUUUACGAUGAACCUGCAAAGCAUCCAGGUGGGAGUGGAACCAGAGCCUUAAGUGACAAUAUUUCUGAUUUAAAGGCACAAGUUUCUGCUAACUACAAGGGUAUUGGAUUAUUACAGAAUUUAGUGGAUUCGUUUGGACUCUCGGUCAUUAAUUUGUAUAUGAGUGCCAUUCAAUCCACUGCAGAAGUUGCCGUACGUAACCUUUUGAAGAUCACAUUUGAAAGAUUUGAAGGGAAGAAGUUGAAAGCCAUUGAUUAUUUGGAUAAUGGCUGUGCUAUAUCAUUGGAAAUAAAUAUUGAUAAGAGGACUGGUGAUGCAAUAUUUGAUUUCACUGGCUCUGGUGAUGAAAUGUAUGGGAAUUUGAAUGCACCAAGAGCCAUUUUAUAUUCAGCGGUUCUUUAUGUAUUACGAGCAUUGAUUUCAAUGGAUAUUCCCUUGAAUAAUGGAUGUUUGCGUCCUAUUAAGUUCAAGACAAGGCCCGGAUCAGUUGUUGACCCUUCCACAGAAGCAGCAGUAGUAGGAGGGAAUGUUGAAACCACCCAAAGAAUUGUUGAUGUUAUGUUAAAGGCAUUCGAAGCAGCAGCUGCUUCUCAAGGAACUUGUAACAACUUUACCUUUGGAAUUACCGAUAAAGCUAAUGGUGUUUCAUUUGGGUAUUAUGAGACUAUCUGUGGUGGAUCAGGUGCUGGACCCACUUGGGAUGGACAAUCUGUGGUUCAAUGCCAUACAACAAACACUAGAAUUACCGAUACUGAACUCUUUGAAAAGAGGUAUCCAGUCAUAGUACAUGAAUAUUCCGUUAGAACUGGCUCUGGAGGUAAAGGUUAUCAUAGAGGAGGUGAUGGAGUAAUCAGAGACAUUGAAUUCAAGUACACGGGACUUGAAGUGUCUUGCUUGAUGGAAAGAAGAUCUAUGGCACCAUUUGGACUUUUAGGAGGUCAAGAUGGGUUAAGAGGCAAGAAUUAUUGGUUAAGAAAGACAGAAGAUGGUGGUGAAUAUAGAAGAAUAGCUCUUGAUGGCAAAUGUACUGUUAAGGUGUCCAGUGGAGAUCGAAUAAUCAUUCAAACUCCUGGUGGUGGUGGAUUUGGUAACACUGGGGGGACAAGUUCAAAGUAUGAUAUAGUUGAGCCUCAACCCAGUAUUUUAACCGGAUCUGUUGGCAAUAAGAAUCUUAUUGAAACCACCAACUAA